Molecule: messenger RNA, 1375 nt
Organism: Centrocercus urophasianus (Greater sage-grouse)
Lineage: Eukaryota; Metazoa; Chordata; Aves; Galliformes; Phasianidae
Exons: 5
Coding region: 1-864 (287 amino acids)
Source: RefSeq, a predicted model, not a curated record
AUGGGGACAACAAACACUGCAGCACUGGCACUGCGUCCCUGCAGAGAAAGGCUCCAGGCAGAGCCAGCUGCAGCAUCCAGGCCCAGGCUGGGAUUUAUGGCAGGGUUGGUUUAUGGUUUGGGAAUAACCAAGGGGAAAAUGUCGUUGAGUCUCCUGAACGUGACUUCCUCUCCCGGAGUUGAGGAGCUUCCCAGCAGUGCAGGUGGAGGCAGAUGGCAAAGGGACGAGGUGAAGUGUUUGGAAUUGGCUCUGCUGCGUCCCCUGCCAAGGCUGAACCUGCAGGGCGGAGCUGUGCUGAAAUAUUCAUGGGGCUUUCCUCGAGUAAACAGCAUUAAAAAUGCAGGUCCGGAUGCAGCUGAGCACCGUCCCCACAACCAGCCUGGCACUGGGGAUGCUGCACAGAGCUGUGGGAGCCCCGCAGCAGAGCUGAGGAUGGAGCACGAUUCUGCCAAUACCGCCGCCAAAACACUCUGCACCACCUGGAGGCUGCUGCUGCUGCUGCUCGGGGUCAUGGGGCUGCUGGCAGCAGCAGUGGCUGGAGCCUGGCUGCUGGGGUGGCACCUUGGGGGCCCACAGCCACACGAGGGCUCGGCAAAGCCACAGGCAUCAGACACUGUGACAGCAUGCAGUGAGGGCGAGGAGCAGCCUGUGGUCCGCGGGGCAACUGGAGGAGGUUUCCCCCUUCCCACUGCCCCUACUGAACCUGAGAUACUCCUGGAUAGCGAAUCUCUCCUGAACCUCUCUCUAAGCUCAGCUGCAUGCUGCAAUGGUUUCACUUUGCUUUUACAUCCCCCUGCGCUGCCCAGCAGCGGUGCACGGCGUGCUCCCACCUUUGCAUGCUCCCUCCCAGCAAAGCCGGGCUGAGAACGCUUCUAAAGUUUUACGCGCAGUUUAUCAUUCACUACAGAUUGCUUUGCAGUUUGUUUCGCCGUAGGCCCCAUGUGAAGCACUGCAGGGAGGUGAGGUCAGUGCUGUCAGUGUCUUUCAGGAUCCAGGCAGGUGCCUCCCUGCUGGCGGUGCGGCCGCAGGACCGGUCCGGAUGGCUGCUGGCCUGCCACGAGCGCUGGCAGCCCACGCUGGGCACACGGCUGUGCCGGCACCUCGGGGCGCUCAGGUGGGUGCCGGUAGGGAUGGGAGCAGGGCAGCAGCCCACCCCUCCCUGGGCUGCUGCUGUUCCUUCUGCAGAGCGAUACAUCAGAAGGGGGUGAACCUGACGGACGUGAGGGUGGAGGACGGGCAGGAGUUUGCCCAGGUGGGGUCCAGCCUGGAUGACGCGUGGCAGAUCAGGAGCAGCUGCGAGUCGGGCCGCGUCGUGGCACUGCAGUGCUCAGGUGGGUUCCCCCUUCUUUGCAUACCUGUGACCUCCACCCCUCGU